AGCGACAGAGGGAGAGAAAACAACAGGCGCAGGUAGACUGACAGUAACUCAAUCACUCAGGGAUUUACAGAAGCAAUAAAACUCACACAUUUCAUUAAAGGUGUCAUAUCCAUCCUAUACAAUGGGCUGCUUUGGAUUUUUGAAAACCAUGAUGUUUAUCUUCAAUGGUAUCAUCUUUCUGGCAGGAGCAGCUAUUCUGGGAGUGGGGAUCUGGGUGAAGGUGGACAGUGGAUCUGUCCUGGGUCUUCUGCAAAAAAUCCCAGAAGCUCCAGGUCAGCUGGGGCAGGUCCUGAACGUGGGAUACCUCCUGAUCGCGGUGGGCGCUGUGCUGCUCAUCCUGGGCUUCCUGGGCUGCUUUGGAGCGAUCCGAGAGAGCAGGUGUAUGCUGCUGCUGUUCUUCAUCAUUAUUCUGAUUGUCUUCAUCGCCGAAGUUGCUGGAGCGAUUGUGCUUCUGGUCUUUAAGCCUGUGGCAGAAACCCUCAUAAAUCAGCUGGGAGAUGAAGCUGUGAAAGGCAUCAGAAAGGAUUAUGGGAAAAACGCAGACCUUACCGGACUAUGGAACACGACUAUGAAAGGGCUGAAGUGCUGUGGAUUCAACAACUAUACAGAUUUCACAAAUUCAUACUUUGUGAAUGACACCAGGAGUUACCCAUUUCAGUGCUGUAGUGGACUUCCCUGCAAUGAGAACGCAGCCAUGAAUUCGACUGUACCAGGUUGUUUCCCAGCACUAAGGAAGCUGGUAGACGAUAAUGUAGUUGUCAUCAUAGCUGUCGCACUGGGCAUCGCUGCUCUUGAGCUUGCGGCGAUGAUUGUGUCCAUGAUCCUGUAUUGUAAAAUAGGGUCUAAAGCUUAAGCUGAUUAAUGUCUCACUUUGACUGAAAUAUCUGUCUGAUGACUCCUCUGUUACGGAGGAUGAGGUGGAUCAAAA
Messenger RNA from Rhinichthys klamathensis goyatoka, 928 nucleotides. RefSeq names its product tetraspanin 34b (gene tspan34b). The coding region runs from base 122 to 853 and encodes 243 amino acids. The record is from RefSeq and is a predicted model, not a curated record. Gene Ontology annotation, cellular component: membrane. NCBI's taxonomy places the organism in Eukaryota, Metazoa, Chordata, Actinopteri, Cypriniformes, Leuciscidae. The transcript has 8 exons.